AUAGCAGGAAAUACACCCUCAGACGGAGUCAGAACUAAACGAUUUAAAGAAUGGACGGAAUUGAUGGGAUGAUGGACGAUAUUGCUGAAUUGAAGCAUGACAUUGAUAAGAAACUAGGAAAGGAGGAAGCCAAUCUCACCUUGCUUCGUCAAUGUUUGACCAAGUAUGACAGUAACACAACAGGUAUGAUUAACAUUUUAAACAGCUUUGAAGAGCGGUUGAAGAAUUUGGAAAAGACAAUAAUUCCUGUUUACAAUGAAACUGAAAACUUGCGUCGCAGACAAGAAAAUAUUGAAAAGACAAUGCACACCUUGGACAAUGUUUUAAGUUUUUAUCAUACAGCUAAAGAUGUGGAGCAAACAAUCAAAGAAGGGCCUGCCGCAAGUGAUCUGGAAACAUAUUUGUCUUAUUUGGAGAAAGUUCUGAGAGCCAAAAAAUAUUUUGAGCUGUUUAGUCCAAACAGCAAGGAGUUGAAAGAAAUAGAAAGAAUAUUUGAAGAGGGUAAAGACGCCCUCCACCAUGAGUUUGGGUCUUUGUUGAACAGGCAUGGGCGGCCUGUACCAGCCAUUCUAAUAUUAGAUCUACUCAAUACUGAUGAAGAGCUACCUCCCAUAGGAACAGACACUGAUUUAGCUUUACAGCAACUUUCUGAGAAGGUCACUGAAGAUCUCAUCCUGAUUUCAAAAUGGCUGACAGAACAUGGGAAAAGCUCAGAUUUCAUUCGUACUUAUACACGGGCCAGAUCAACAAUGUUGAGCAGAUCACUUGCAGGGCUGAAAGAACAUCUAAAGUCAUCCAGUGGGGGCUCAUUCAAUGUGAACCAGCAUGCCUUCAGUGUACAGAACUCUCCAGCUGGGGGAGGAAAGUUUCGUGGCACAAAAGAAGCCCCACCUAGAAAAAGCAUGAACAAACUAGCGAAAAUCACAAAGAAAGCUUCAUCAUUGCUGCAACUUGAGCCAGGUCACAGACGUCAAGGUUCAUAUCCUGAUCCUGUAAAGGAAGAGUCACCUGACCUGGAAACAGAUUUGUACAUUAAUGAGCUCAGUGCUCUGCUCAGGCUGAUGCAGAGUGAGGCCCAUUUGAUGAAGGGAAUUAUACCAGAGAAACACCAACGUACAGCUUUCGACAACAUUAUUCAAGCUGCUCUGGAAUCACUAGUCAAUGAAGGAGAGCUGCUAGCAACGGCAGCUCGCAAGAAUGCUGCCAGACACGACUUUGCUGCAGUCCUUUCCAUCUUCCCUAUAGUCCAACACCUGCGUGCUGUUAAACCAGAGUUUGAUCUAAUCCUAGAGGGUUGUCAGGCACCAACAAGAGCAAAGUUGACCUCACUCUUGUCUACAUUAGAUAAUACUGGGGCCAAAGCUUUGGAAGAAUUCACAGAUAGUAUAAGGAAUGACAAAUCAGCCAACAUGCCUAGAGAUGGAACUGUUCAUCAGUUAGCCAAUCAGACGAUCAUAUUUUUGGAGCAGCUGCAAGAAUAUGCAGAAACAGCCGGAGCUAUGCUUCUUAUGCAUGGUGAGAAGGCAACAACUGCAGCCAUAGUGACCAGUGAACACUGUAGGAACAAGGUGGCGGACUACAUGACCAGAGUUUUAUCAGCACUGGGCCUGAACUUGAGCAACAAGGCUGAAACGUACAGCGACCCAGCACUUAGACCAGUCUUCAUGUUGAACAACUUCAACUACAUCUUGAAAUCUUUAACAAGGUCAGGACUAAUUGAGCUAUUGAAAGCAUGGAACAAAGAGAUAGCUGUCUUUUAUAACAAUCAGAUAAUUGAGCAGAAAAAAGAUUACUCACAAAGUUGGAGCAAAGUUCUUCACUACAUUCUAGAAAUGGACAAGCCAUUUUCCCAGCAGAGGGCCCAGGAACAUGUGAAAUUAAAGGACAAGGAGAGGCAGAAUAUCAAAGACAAAUUUACAGGCUUUAACAAAGAGCUGGAUGAAAUCUACAAGGUCCAGAAAACUUACGCCAUGCCAGACAGUGAGCUGAGGACAGCACUUAUCAAUGAGAACAAGGAGUACAUGGUGCCCAGGUACACCCUGUUCUACAACAAAUACUGCCAGCUCAACUUUACCAAGAAUAGGAACAAGUACAUCAAGUAUCAACCCUCUGAUGUAGCUGCGCUGUUAGAAAAGUUUUUUGAUGCCUCCGCUUAAAGUUUACCUAUCGGCCAGUUGGUGUAGCACUUCUUUAGGAUGCCUCUGCUAAAGCUACAAUGGACUUAAUUUCUCAUGUGAUACAAACACUAUUUAACCUAUUGUUGAAAUGAUAACAGGAUUAAAUUAUUCAAUUGAAAAAACAAAGCAAAUCAAUUUAGUACAACUUGAUGUCUAGUUUGAUUUCUAUGUUGGCUGCAAAGUUUAGUUGUGCUUGACAUCUGAACAAAGGUUAAUUAUUGCCAUGCAUUCCUCUGUAAUAACAUUUUAUGUAUUUUCUUCUGUUGAUUUUACUUUAUUUUUCUUCUAUUUAACCCAACCAAAAAGUACCAUGUUUAGUUUACUUGUCGCAUUAUAUACAUUUCACAAUGUGCAAUAAUAAAGAAUGACAGUUGUCAGUUCCGUC
Physella acuta is the source of this 2562-nucleotide messenger RNA. Its product is annotated as exocyst complex component 7. Lineage: Eukaryota; Metazoa; Mollusca; Gastropoda; Physidae. Gene Ontology annotation, biological process: exocytosis. Gene Ontology annotation, cellular component: exocyst. Gene Ontology annotation, molecular function: phosphatidylinositol-4,5-bisphosphate binding. The record is from RefSeq and is a predicted model, not a curated record.